Messenger RNA from Fibroporia radiculosa, 2046 nucleotides. RefSeq lists its product as uncharacterized. The record is from RefSeq and is a predicted model, not a curated record. Gene Ontology annotation, molecular function: 1,4-alpha-glucan branching enzyme activity; cation binding; hydrolase activity, hydrolyzing O-glycosyl compounds. Bases 1 to 2046 code for a protein of 681 amino acids. The transcript is spliced from 8 exons. Lineage: Eukaryota; Fungi; Basidiomycota; Agaricomycetes; Polyporales; Fibroporiaceae. Gene Ontology annotation, cellular component: cytoplasm. Gene Ontology annotation, biological process: glycogen biosynthetic process.
AUGUCCACUGCCCCCCUCGUCGCGAAGACCGUGCUCGAUAUCGAUCCGUGGCUCGAGCAUAAUGUAUCUGCUAUAGUUCACCGCCACGACGCGUUCAGAAAAUGGAAGGACACUAUCGAGAAGAAUGAGGGCGGAUACGACUCAUUCACCCAGGGCUAUCUCAAGUUCGGCUUGAAUGUCAGGGGGGACGGGUCGGUGGUAUACAGAGAGUGGGCACCCACUGUCAAGGAGGCGGUCCUUAUCGGUGAAUUUAAUAACUGGAACCGGAUUUCCCAUCCUAUGGUGAAGGACUCCUUUGGUGUUUGGGAGAUUACUGUGCCUCCCAAGGCACCUGGCAUAUGUGCUAUUCCUCAUGACUCGAAGCUGAAGAUCUCCAUGAUAACGUUGUCGGGCGAGCGCAUUGAACGACUCCCCGCUUGGAUCAAGCGCGUCACUCAAGAUCUGUCCGUCUCCCCCGUGUACGAUGCACGGUUCUGGAACCCACCUGAAGAAGAACGAUACAAAUUCAAACACAUACGUCCUCCCCAGCCGAAGAGCGUGCGCAUAUAUGAAGCGCAUGUUGGUAUCUCGACCUCUGAAUACAGGGUUGGGACGUACAAGGAAUUCACGGCAAAUAUGCUACCCAGGAUCAGAGACCUCGGAUACAACACAAUUCAGCUGAUGGCUAUCAUGGAGCACGCUUAUUAUGCUUCGUUUGGGUAUCAGGUAACGAACUUCUUCGCGGCCAGCUCGCGCUAUGGAACACCGGAGCACCUCAAAGAACUUAUUGACACCGCUCACGGAAUGGGGAUUACCGUCCUUCUUGACAUCGUACACUCGCAUGCAUGCAAGAACGUACUGGAUGGGCUAAAUCACUUCGAUGGCACGGACCAUCAUUACUUUCACGAAGGUGGUAGGGGUCGUCAUGAGCUCUGGGACAGCCGUCUCUUCAACUACGGCAGUUAUGAGGUGCUACGCUUCCUCAUGAGCAAUCUCCGCUUCUGGAUGGAGGAGUAUCAAUUCGACGGAUUUCGUUUCGACGGAGUGACCAGCAUGAUGUAUGUACACCAUGGUAUCGGGACCGGUUUCUCUGGCGGAUACCAUGAAUACUUUGGCCCCGGUGCAGACAUUGAGGCAAUUGGGUAUCUCAUGCUGGCGAACGAUGCGAUGCAUGAACUAUACCCAUCUUGUAUCACUAUUGCCGAAGAUGUUUCUGGUAUGCCGUUGCUCUGUGCUCCUGUAGGAAAGGGUGGUGUAGGAUUCGACUACCGCCUGUCGAUGGCGAUACCUGAUAUGUGGAUCAAGUUGUUGAAGCACAAGAGCGACGACGAGUGGGAGAUGGGGAAUAUUGUGCACACACUGACGAACCGCCGAUAUCGCGAGAAGAGCAUUGCGUAUGCGGAGAGCCACGACCAGGCACUCGUCGGUGACAAGACGCUCGCGUUCUGGUUGAUGGACAAAGAGAUGUACACGAAUAUGUCGGACUUGACGGAGUAUACGCCGGUCAUUGCCAGAGGUAUCGCUUUGCACAAGAUGAUUCGAUUACUCGUUCAUUCGCUUGGAGGGGAGGGUUAUCUCAAUUUCGAAGGCAAUGAAUUCGGUCAUCCUGAGUGGCUUGAUUUUCCCCGCGAAGGAAACGGGAAUUCUUUCCACUAUGCUCGAAGACAGUGGAACGUUGUCGACGAUCAACUCCUGCGGUAUAGGUAUCUGAACGAAUUCGAUAAGGCGAUGAAUCAUACAGAAGAGAAGUACGGGUGGCUCGCAGCAGAGCCUGCAUAUGUCUCUCUGAAACAUGAGGUGGACAAAGUCGUCGUGUUUGAGCGCGGGGGUCUUCUGUUCGUAUUCAACUUCAACGCGACGCAGUCAUUCACGGACUAUCGGGUUGGUGUAGAGGAGCCGGGUGAGUAUCAUGUCGUCUUGACGAGCGACGAAAAGCGGUUUGGCGGGUUCGACAACGUGACGCUGGGAGGGCAGUAUUUCACGACGCCCAUGGAAUGGAAUGGGAGGAAGAAUUGGCUACAGGUGUAUAUCCCCACGCGCACAUGCAUUGUCCUUGGGAAAUACUAG